AUGGAGGAUUCUGUUUCCGACUUCUCCCCGCUGGAGACGGAUCAAGGGCUUUUGCCUUGUAUCGAGGAGGAGGAUGGAAACGAGGAUCGCUCGGACUCGGACGAUGCGUUAUUUGUCGACGGCAGCAGUGUGGAAUCGAUGAUCGGCGGCGGCGAUGGCAGGCUUUCUAGUUCCCUGAAUGCCGGAGGAUUGCGAACUAUGGGAUCCAGAUCAAAUUUGGAUACUGAUUCUGAGGAAGAGGCCAUUUCUGAGAUUUGUCCGCAUUCUGAUGGCGAGUCGGAGCCUGAUCGGGUGGCUGACGAUCUGGCACCGCCGGUUUUCUGGGACUACCUAAGCAUCGACGAAGACGGGAGGAAUCCAGGUGAGGAUUUUGGCGGGGAAGAGGUCGAUGGGAUGGAGAGAGAGCUCCUUGAUAUCGUCAUCGGCGACGACGAGUCAUAUUACGACGGCGAAUGGGAGGUGUUCUUGCCUGUGGAUCAAUUCGAGGGGGAGAUUUCAGACGAGCACGAGAUCGCCGACUUUCUUGUUGCCGACGCUCAGGAGAGCUUCAUCGAAGGAAACCCGCCGGCGGCCAGAUCAGCGAUCAGGCAUCUCCCAUCGAUUUCCUUGACGGAAACAGAUGUGGCCGACAACAACAACCUCUGUGCCGUCUGCAAAGUCGAGAUCUCAGUGGACGAGAAGGUGAAGCAGCUACCGUGUCUGCAUCAUUACCACGCCGAGUGCAUCCUGCCAUGGUUGAGGAUGAGGAACACCUGCCCUCUUUGCCGAUUUGAAUUGCCGGCGGAUGAGCCCGAUUUCUUGGAUCGGCGGGCACAGCGAGCUGGUAGCACUGGAACAUUUCAAGAAUCUCGCGUCACGGUAAUGGAUCUUUCCGUGAUGUUGUGGCGAAAUUAUGAAAUCUGCAUUGUUCUAGGUUCAUCAAUCACUAAUCCUUUGUUUCUUUUAUGA
Messenger RNA from Spirodela intermedia, 948 nucleotides. NCBI's taxonomy places the organism in Eukaryota, Viridiplantae, Streptophyta, Magnoliopsida, Alismatales, Araceae. The record is from the annotation of a GenBank genome assembly.